CAAGACAAUAACAAUGAUAAAGGAAAUAAAUAAAAACAAAGCUACUAAAAACGAUUACAUUAUUAAUAAUAAAAGUAUGAAACGCACCAUGUAAAGUCUUAAAAAAUCACCGUUUUACAAAAUUAGUCAUAAUGAACAACCAUAAAGUGCCUGUAUUUGUAAGUCCUCAAUCAUUAACUUUCAGUUUAGAUGAUAAAACAUCUCACAGACAAAUCAUUACUUUAUUCAAUCCCUAUGAUUUUCCAGUCAGGUUUAAAGUGUUUUGUACUUGCACCAAAAAAUAUACUGUGGUGGAACCAGAAGGCUCAAUAAGUGCCAGCUCUAGAGUAGAUAUAGUAGUUAGACAUAAUGCUCCAGCACCAGCAUUUUGUGAUAUAAGAGAUAAAUUUCGAAUACAAAUGCAAUAUUAUACAACAAAAAAAACUAUUGGACAUAAAGAUGUAGAAACAAUAUUAGUACGAUCUUCAGAUAAUUUUGAACCUCCAGCUGAAAAUUUUAAACAGUUGCCUAAAAGUGAUUUUUCUGCGGAUAGUUAUGAAAAUGAUUCUGAUAUAAGACAAAACUUUUCUAAAAGUUCUUCUGGUCCUAAUUAUACAACAUUACUCAUGGCUGGAAUUUGUAUUUGCGGAUUAUUGUUACAAUCAUCAGAAGAAACAGAUAUAAUGAAAUUCCGGAUUUCAUUUAACCUUAAAUUAGCAUUUGCUUUUGUAUUAGGUAUGACAACAAUAACUAUUUUACAACAUCAAUGAAGUGGUAAUAUUAUCUGGAUUCUAACAAAUAAAGUAUACAUAUACAAAAAUCUAGUCUCCAUAUUUUAUGAAUUUAGAAAUAUAUUUAUAUAAUUUAAGAAUAAAUUAAAUCUUCUAUAUUUAUAUUAAAAAAUGCUUUUGAAGUUAACUGAAAAUUGCAGUUAGAUGUAAAUAUGAUAACUAAUUAUACAUAGUAUUCAAUGCAUAUGAUAUUUUUCACUAUUUCAAUUAUAUGGAAUACCAAAUUAAAUGUUUUACUUUAUAUUAAAACUAUAUUUUACACUAUUAUGGUCUGAUAAUGGCGAAAAAUCUUUAUAUUAUG
Molecule: messenger RNA, 1071 nt
Organism: Daktulosphaira vitifoliae (grape phylloxera)
Lineage: Eukaryota; Metazoa; Arthropoda; Insecta; Hemiptera; Phylloxeridae
Product: motile sperm domain-containing protein 1-like
Exons: 4
Coding region: 132-749 (205 amino acids)
Cellular component (GO): cytoplasm
Source: RefSeq, a predicted model, not a curated record